This is a messenger RNA of Leptidea sinapis, 5846 nucleotides long. RefSeq names its product organic cation transporter protein-like. The record is from RefSeq and is a predicted model, not a curated record. Gene Ontology annotation, biological process: transmembrane transport. NCBI's taxonomy places the organism in Eukaryota, Metazoa, Arthropoda, Insecta, Lepidoptera, Pieridae. Gene Ontology annotation, cellular component: membrane. The transcript has 3 exons. The coding region runs from base 157 to 1617 and encodes 486 amino acids. Gene Ontology annotation, molecular function: transmembrane transporter activity.
CAACAGAACUCAACGAAGUGCAGUCAAGAAUUGCCGCGUGCCGGAGAACAUCUUGUUAAUAUUACAGUACAUAUAAUAUUAAAUAAAUACAUAAAAUAAGAGAUUACGGUGUAAUUCGUGCUUUUUAAUAUAAAGUGUUGAUUUAUGUGAAUAAUAAUGACGGAAGAGGACGCAAUUGAAACAGUGAUUGGCCGGUUUGGUAAAUACCAAAACUGGAUUUUUUUCUUAAUAACAAUAGGUCGCUUACCAGCUGAAUAUCAACUAGCAAAUGUUGUUUUCAUUAUUCCAAACGCUGAAUACGUUUGUAAUGACGAAGGUGCCAACAUGACAUCAAAUUAUUGCCCGUGCGAUAACCCUGUGUAUGAUACAUCUAUCAUGAGAUCUGUAUCCAGUGAUUGGAAUCUUAUAUGUGACAGACGGCAACUGGCGAGUGUUGCUCAAUCAAUGCUACAAGUUGGAAUACUAGUCGGGAGUUUGUUUUAUGGAUUUCUUUCUGACAGAUAUGGAAGAAAGAUAGCCACAUUGUUGUCUCUCGUAACAGAAGUCAUAUUUGUGGCUAUGUCGGCAGCUGCGACAGAAUUGUGGAUGUUCGUUGCCUGUCGCUUUUUAAUUGGAACAGGCGUUGGUGGCACAAUGCUGUGUUGUUACGUAAUUAUUAUAGAACUCAGUGGAAAAUCAUUCAGGCCGUACCUAACUGGUCUAAUAGAAAUAGCCUACAUCGUAGGAUACAUAUCUAUGCCUGGUAUAGCAUACUUAUUGAACGAUUGGAGGAAUAUGCAACUAGCGUCAUCCAUUCCCUUUGCAUUCACAAUAUUCUACUAUUGGCUUAUACCAGAAUCACCUCGAUGGCUAAUUACAAUGGGAAAGAAAAAGGAGGCUGUUCAACUUCUUACAUACAUAUCGACUAAAAACAAUAUGCCCGUCGAUAAUAUUGAGAGCAUGGUAGAUAAAGCUUACGAAGAAUCUCAAAAGGAAAGAAAACACCAUUAUGGAUCUUAUUUGGAUUUAUUUAGGACCCCAAAACUUAGAACAUAUACAAUGAUAACAGCUUUCGUAUGGCUGUGCUGUAGUCACUCAUUUUUUGGUAUUAAUCAAUAUAUAGGACUACUCCAAGGAAAUAUUUAUAUAAAUGUUGUACUAUCCGCCGCAACGCUUAUUCCAGCAAUGAUUUAUGUAAUAUUUGCAUCAUUGUAUAUGAGAAGAAAAGCAGCAAUAAUAGCGAGUUUUGUAGUGACUGCUGCGUCACUGUUGUUUUUUCUAGUAGUUCCAAAAUCAAUGGAAUCGAUUACAUUAACUCUAGCUAUAAUAGGCCAAACUGGUGCUUACACAGCGUUUGUACAAAUUUAUCUGUUUUCUUGUGAAAUAUUUCCAACAAUUAUACGUAACUCUGCAAUGGGCUUUGGUUCAGUUUUUGCUAGGUUUGGUGGUUUCAUUGCUCCGUUCGUAGUCAAUGUUGGUAUUGAAUGGGUAUCAAUAUCAGUAUUUGCUAUCAUAGCUUUAGUUGCAGCAUGUUUGUGUUUCUUUUUGCCAGAGACAAAAGAUAUUGUACUUUUGAAUACAAUAAACCAAACAGAAAAAUUAGAGUCACCACAAAAGCUGGCCAAUGGCAUCAAAUAAUUAGUUCCUAAUACAUAGUAUUUAAAUAUUAUAAAUUAUUAAUAUAUUUAGUGUUUAUUCCGCUAAGUUAUGUUUAUCUACGCCAUCCGCCUGCACGGUUUAUAAUUACGGGUGAACCGAGUCCUCCAGCAAAGAAUCGGCUACUGAAAGAUAUUAAGACAUAACAUUGAAAUAUUUAUGGAUUUCCGCAAAAAAAACGCCUAAUUCAAUAAAUUUAAAUUAUUUAUAUUUUACCAUAGCACUUUUUCCUUGCCCAAUAUUAUGUUUGUAUGAUAGGUAAGAAAAGGGGCGUUCAAUUAUUAUUUAGUUAUUUAUUUAUACAAAAUAUAUUUCUGGAGUACAACUUUAGUUUAAAGAGUAAAAUAUUUUUUGUUCAAUGGUGCCACAUUAAUGAACGAUAAAUGUGUAUUAUAAGCAAUACUUGUGAAUCAUUUCUUUCCAAUAGAACAUAAACUACAACACGCUACAUGGGGCACACUAAAAGUUUUGCACUUCUAGCUAAUCGGAACAAUUUUAAUUUCGAAUGUUAUAUUUUUUGAAACGUUACAACCUUCUUAGUAAUAAAAAAAAACAAUUGGCGGGAGAUCAUUUGUCAAUUGUUUUUUAUCACACAUCAAAGUUCUACGUACGCAACGAAAAUGGAAUUAAGUCGAAAAGAUUUUAGAGCGACGAUUUUUCAUAAUUUUAAAAGAUCUCUCUCUCCGCAAGAUUGUUCCGCUCGUCUUCAAAAUCCUUGUGGGAGAGAAACAGCUUGUUUCAGCACCGUGAGGCAAUGGUUUGCUGAAUUAACGAGAGGACGUGUUUCUUUAGAUGACGAAUUUCGUGAAAGGCGGCCUUCAACGGCCGUCAACGAAAAUAAUGUGGCUGCUGUUAAGCGGCUGAUUGAAUAAAACCCGCGGAGUACCUAUGAGGCAAUUAGAGGACUAUUGAGGAUUGAUAUGAGCCAUAUUCAGAAAAUUUUACACGAAGAAUUAAAAGUUCAGAAACUUUGUUGUCGUUGGAUCCCUCAUGAACUGACAGCGGAGCAGAAGCGGGUUCGCGUAAAAUGGUGCUCACAGAUGCUAAUGAAGUACGACUACGGACAUUCUAAUGCUGUUUCUAUCAUUGUCACAGGAGACGAAACGUGGAUUUAUUGUUUUGAACCGUUUGACGUUCUGACGUUUUGACGUUUAUUGUUGUACAUAAGGUUUUGAAUAUCUAUUGUCUACUAGUUGACACAGCAAACGUUAUAUUGCCGUAUAAAGUAAUAAGAAAAAAAUCAAUAAUUAAAAUUUUUGGGGUAUAAAAAAUAGAUGACGAACGAUUCUCAGACCUACGCAAUAUUAAAUCGUACAUAAAAUGUAUCGUACUACAAUAAUUAUUAUAUUCCAUUGCCAUCUUGCAACCUAUUUCUGUGGAUGAAACAGAAUAUAAAAAUAGGCGUUGAUUGUAGACGGAUGGCAAUUUGAAGUUGGAUGUAUUUUUUAAUGCUGAAUCAUUUUUCAAUUUGCGCCCAACUGGUGCAGACACACGCCAUACCACAAAAAUUAAAUUGAAUUGAAUUGGUUGCGUUCAGAAAUUUAAUUUGUGACAAAACUUAAGAUUUAUCAAUCUACAUAAAAAUAAUCUGAUAGAUAGUAAACAACUGUAGUUAAUCUAACUAUAGUUAACUAAAAUUAAGUUAUUAUUCUUUCAAUUUGAUUUCUGAACGAUGGGGUAAAAAGGAAAAACAAAAUUGUUGUUUUUAUAUAAUUCCGAGCAUUUUCAUAUUUAUUCACCUUUUAAACCUUCCCUGGACUUCCGCAAAUAAUUCAAGACCAAAAUUAGCCAAAUCGGUCCAGUCGUUCUCGAGUUCUAGCGAGACUAACGUGUUCGUUUGCUGAAUUGCUGUUGCAAUUCAUUUAUAUAUACAUAUAUAUAUAUAUAUAUAUAUAUUUAUAUUAGAAUCAGAUCACAUCAAAGCAUAUACGGUACUAUACAUUAAUUUGUAUCAUUUAUAUGUUCGCUUUAAUAUUUCUUCGCAAGAGAUAAAAAUAUUUCAUUAUACCUGUAACAACCCGUGGUGAUGUCAAUGAGUAGGGAGCAAUUAAAACUAAAACUUUUGAACCCACGAACAAAAAAGCAAUUAAAUCGUCCUCUAUAACUUACAAAUUCAUACAUACGAUAAUGCCUGUCUCUAUGAGGGGAAGCAGAGAAUAUGUACUUUAAUGGAAGUUUCAGUUUCGGUUUCGGAAGGCCUUCACUUGCUUUUGAUAGCCACCGCCCUUUAUGUGCUAUGUAUACCAAAAACACCGCCAGCCGGUCAACCAUGGCGAAAGACGAACUAUCGAUCGUUGAUCAACUCGUGACUCACUAUGUAUACAGACAGCUCUGGAGAGCAAGAAAGUUGUAGUAAAAAGUACAGACUUAUCUAGGCCAAGUUGUUAUCCUUUGGGAUAAAAUGGACAGGGCUGAAUUCUAUGAGUCUGGGGUUUAGGGGCACACGUUCUGUGUACGAAGGAAGAAAUGGCAACUGGCCCUUUUAACUGAAUGUCCAAGAAAAACAGAGCUUGCCGAAUUGUUUUAUCUCUGUACGAUACUUUAGGCAAAGGAUUCUCCACAUUGUCUUUCCAUUAUCAUUAAAGUAAAAAUUGAGGCAUGGAGAGUACCUCGAAGAUCGGCCGUCUCCCUUGCUGUAUGGGCCAGGGAGUCAUUAUCUAUACACAGCGGAAGUCGCUAAGGAUUGUAACAAAUAAUUGCUAUCAAUGUGGACGUGCAGCCAUUUACAGUGGUAAUAUUUAAAGAAAAACUUCAGAGCUUGACAAGAAAGUUUGAAAUAGUCCAAAUGCAAACUGACCUUUUUCACUAGCAUCAAACCUUUCACACGUGCUUAUUUUUCGCAAUUAGCCUAUACAGCCUAACGUCUUUUGUAUUCGGGUACAAAUCGCUGAAUUGAACAAAAAAUAUCUACAAGCAAUAUAACGUGACUGUAGAUUUUUUAAGUUGCGUUCGAAAAGAAAACUGGUUAUAGUGACGAUACCCAACUUUGAUGAAGUAAUAUAUUAUUUAGAAAAAGGUCAAUACGUUAAGCUAGUGGGAGACUCCUUUGCAUAGGAUGCCGGCUAUAUUAUGGGUAGCACAACGGUGCCUAUUUCUGCCGUGCAAGCAUUACUGUGUUUCGGUGAUUACAGCAUUAUCAGCUGAACGUCCUGUCCGUCUCGUCCCUUAUAUUCAUAAAAAAAACCUAACUUGGUAAUGACAACAAUGUUCAUUUUCAAACAAGACUGAAACCAUUUUAAUAAUACGUCUUGUUUUGUGAUUUUUUUCCUUAUAUUUAGUUAUUUAGUAUAUUUUGUUGUAAACGUAAUGUAGAACGUACGGCAUUCCACACAAACGUCCAUGUGGUUUAUGGUGUGUUAUAUGGAGUAUUGUAUUUUCAUUUAAUAAGUUCCUAAAAGAGAAAGCUACAGUAAUAUUUUAAUAACUAGGUGAAAUCCUAAUAAUUUAUAGAUUCCAAAUGCUAAAUUUUGACUAAUUUAAUGUUACUUUAUAUAAAAUAAAAUAAAAAAUGAUUGGAAUUAAGUAAAAACUUAGAUAAUUAAUACGUCUAGAUAGAGUCUAUUGCUGUGAGACAACCGAUAAAAACAGGUCAAGAUAAUACUUUAGUGUGCGUGACAAGCUACGUCUUACACCCGCGAUUUGUAUGACACUUUGUGUCAGUGUGCGAGAUUUGCUCAUAAUAGAGGCUAGUUCUAAACACAAUUUAUUUCAUAGUCAGUCAUAGUCUAUCUAGACGUACGAAUGAUCCAAGUUAAAAAAAUUACAAAUUGUAUAAUAAGUUUAUGGUUUGAUAAUAAUAUGUAUAUUUGCCAUGAAUUGUUGAUUAUAAUAUAAUAUGACACCUCUUAUGUUUUUUCUGAAUAUAUUAUUCUAUGCUGUUUAUUAAUUUUAAUCCUACUUUACUGACUAUUGUAAUACAAGUCUGCAUCUACUUGAAGUAAGCACCUACUUACUCUUUCAAUAAAGUGUAACUGACCUUCUAGGCAAGAUAAAAUUGUAGGUAAUAAUAUUAACUAUAGUCGGUCUCAUUUAUUGCCCUUCCCCCCGCAACACCACCCACUACCCGCUGAAAUCUUUAGUCCCCCUUCCCCGCCACCGUCUGACACCCCGUGAGGCGGCCGCGCACGAUGUUGUCGGACUAUAGCGUCAAAACAAAAUAUUAUCUAUAAAACCUUUUAUAAAAAGAUUUGUAAAUAAAUUAUAUAUUUUAA